This is a messenger RNA of Filobasidium floriforme, 487 nucleotides long. RefSeq lists its product as uncharacterized. The record is from RefSeq and is a predicted model, not a curated record. The transcript is spliced from 5 exons. The coding region runs from base 54 to 407 and encodes 117 amino acids. Gene Ontology annotation, molecular function: antioxidant activity; oxidoreductase activity. NCBI's taxonomy places the organism in Eukaryota, Fungi, Basidiomycota, Tremellomycetes, Filobasidiales, Filobasidiaceae.
CUUGGAUGCCUGAAUACUGAGCUUACGAACCUGCUCAAUUUACUUACAAAAUCAUGUCCGCGCCAGACCUAGUGGGGAAACCCGCUCCUAUCAUCGAACUGCGGCGUGCGACAGACGGAGAACUCUACAAGGUUCCUAUCGGUUCAAAGAGGAUCGCCUUGUUCUUCUUUCCCUCUCUGAGCGGUCCCACCUGUGCUGGAGAAGUGUGUUCUUUUCAGGACGCUGUGACCGAUAUCCCCAGCUUUAGGGAUGCUCUCGACUUGGAAGUCGUCGGGAUCAGCUCCGUAUCACUAUCAUCAUUGUACUUAUACGACAUCCGCUUUCUCGACACUGUAGAUCCCCAAGAACGUCUAUCAGCUUUCGCAAAGAAACACGGCAUCACAUAUCCUCUCCUAUCCGACACCUGACAAGAAGGUUCAACUAGCUUAUGGCGUGAAACCCAUCAUGUUCGGUCUAGUCAGAGGCCGGGAGACGUUCUUCAUCGAUG